Molecule: messenger RNA, 2387 nt
Organism: Neltuma alba
Lineage: Eukaryota; Viridiplantae; Streptophyta; Magnoliopsida; Fabales; Fabaceae
Product: mechanosensitive ion channel protein 10-like
Exons: 5
Coding region: 1-2211 (736 amino acids)
Biological process (GO): monoatomic anion transport; transmembrane transport; detection of mechanical stimulus
Cellular component (GO): plasma membrane
Molecular function (GO): mechanosensitive monoatomic ion channel activity
Source: RefSeq, a predicted model, not a curated record
AUGCCAAAAAACGAAGUGGUUCUGCAAAUCCAAGAAAAGGAAGAAGCUUUGUAUGCGAAGAAAGAGUCCCAGAUGGAUUCUUCGCCGGAGAUAAGAAACGUAAGCCCAAAACCCAGUAAGCCACCAAAAUUUCCGACAGAGACAAUAAUCAAACGAAGGUCACUGUCAAGGUCGGAAUUCUCGAAGCCAAAAUCGAGAUUAGUGGAACCACAGUAUCAGACUGACCCCAAAUUUCUCGGAGGAAAAACUCAGAUGAUAGGUUAUGAUUCAUCGUCUAAUAGGAAUUCUCCGAAUGUGACUUCACCUAUGAACAAAAAUACAACGACUACUCCAAGGAGUAAUAUCAGUACAGCUCCAGUAACCCCACGAACGCCAUUGAAAGGGAUAGAAGGAGAAGAUGAAGAAGAUGAAGAUGAAGAAGUGUAUAAAACUGCUCAUCUUGAAGUGAGCAAGAGAUCAGGCAAGAAAAAGUUGAAACUAAUGGCUUUAAUUGAAUGGAGUGCUUUUGUUUGCAUCAUGGCUGCUUUGGUAUCGAGCGUGACCAUCCAUAAACUGCAAAAUACGGUGAUUUGGAGUCUGAAUCUAUGGAAAUGGUGCGUUUUACUGUUGGUAAUUAUCUGUGGUAGAAUAAUCACUCAGUGGUUCAUCAACAUUCUGGUUUUCUUGUUCGAGAGGAACUUCAUAUUCAAAAGGAAGGUUCUUUAUUUUGUUUACGGGCUUAAGAAGAGCGUUCAGGCCUUCAUUUGGUUAGCUUUGGUUCUUCUAACAUGGUUUCUUCUGUUCAAUCAUGGAGUUAAAAGAUCCAGAAGAGCCAGAAAAAUUCUGAGUUACAUAACAAGAGCGCUCGCUUCUUGCCUCAUAGGAUCAGCCAUAUGGCUUAUAAAAACUUUACUCAUAAAGCUACUAGCUUCUUCUUUCCAAUGCACCAGAUUCUUCGACAGGAUUCAAGAAUCAAUCAUUCAUCAAUACAUUCUUCAGGUUCUCUCGGGGCCUCCAUUGAUGGAGAUGGCUGAAAUGGUGGGGAGAAGUGCGAGCACUGGUCAGCUCAGUUUCAGGACAUUGAACAAAGAGAAGAAAGCACAGAAAGAAGAAGUCAUUCAUGUGGACAAGUUGAAGAAGAUGAAGCAAGACAAGGUUUCUGCUUGGACAAUGAGAGGGUUAGUUAAUGUGAUAAGGAAUUCUGGGUUGUCCACCAUACCAGACACACUCGAAAGCUUUAAUGACGAGGAAGGAGAGCAGAAAGACAGGGAAAUUAACAGUGAGUGGGAAGCAAAAGCAGCAGCUUAUAGAAUUUUCAAGAAUGUAGCCAAGCCUGGAAAUAAGUACAUUGAAGAGGAAGAUCUCUUGAGAUUCAUGAAAGAAGAAGAGGUGGAGAAUGUGCUUCCUUUGCUUGAAGGAGCUGUGGAAACUGGAAAGAUAAAGAGGAAGUCCCUCAAGAACUGGCUGGUAAAAGUUUACUUGGAGCGCAAGUCACUGGUUCAUUCCUUAAACGACACAAAAACUGCUGUUGACGAACUGAACAAGCUAGCUUCGGUCUUGGUUCUCGUAAUAAUCAUCAUAGUGUGGCUUCUUUUAAUGGGAUUCCUAACAACUAAAGUGCUUCUCUUCAUUUCAUCUCAGCUUUUACUUUCUGCGUUCAUGUUUGGAAACACAGCCAAGACUUUGUUCGAAGCCAUCAUAUUUGUCUUCGUAAUGCACCCUUUUGACGUUGGAGAUCGCUGUGUCAUCGAUGGUGUACAGAUGAUAGUGGAAGAGAUGAAUAUAUUGACGACAGUGUUCUUAAGAUAUGACAACGAGAAGAUAUUCUAUCCAAAUUCAGUUCUAGCCACCAAACCAAUCAGCAAUUUUUACAGAAGCCCAGAAAUGAGUGAUUCAGUUGAAUUUGCUGUUGAUGUUUCUACCUCCAUGGAAACCAUUGGUGCUUUGAAAGCUGGAAUAAAAGCAUACCUGGAGGGCAAGCCUCAGCAUUGGCGAGCUGGGCACAGUGUGGUGGUGAAGAAUAUAGAGAACGUGAACAAGAUGAAUAUGGCACUCUAUGUGACUCACACCAUUAAUUUUCAAAACUAUGGAGAGAAGAGCAGCCGAAGAUCAGAGCUUGUGCUGGAAUUGAAGAAAAUUUUCCAACUUCUUAAUAUUAAUUAUCAUCUUCUUCCUCAAGAUGUUCAUCUCAGUUAUGUGGGACCAGAAGCACCCUCUACCAUCUGGAGAUGAUCCUUUUCCUCAUUAUUUACUUGUUUCUAAUCAUAUGCGAUUCAUUGAGUUCUGCAAACGUUUGAGUUUGAAGAAAUGAUUGCUUUCUUUCUUUCUUUUUAAAUUUACAUGACUCACUCGUGAACUGAAUACGUAUUCACUUGGAUUUCACAACUUCAAUAUAAUAAAUCUCUACA